UGCGCGCCUCUUGACUGACCCAGCAGGAAGGCGGAUUUUCUUGGUGUUUAAAGCGAAGAAAAAUGUCCCCGUGUCUGUAGAGAUGAUUUGCAGUUCAGCCCGGCUGAAGCUGAGCGAAUGAGACUAUGGGCUGUGCCUCCGCCAAGCAUGUUGCCACUGUUCAAAAUGAAGAGGAAGCCCAGAAAGGGAAAAACUACCAGAACGGAGAUGUGUUUGGCGACGAGUAUAGGAUCAAACCGGUGGAAGAGGUCAAAUACAUGAAAAAUGGGGCAGAAGAGGAGCAGAAAAUAGCAGCCAGGAACCAAGAAAACUUGUGUGGUGUCAGGCUGCCCAAGGGGGCCCCAUCCCAUCACGGUCCCACAGCCACAGAAAAAAGUGCCAGUUCAAAUGCAAGACUUAAAACUAACAAAGAGAUUCCGGGAUUAGUUCAUCAACCCCGAGCAAACAUGCACAUCUCUGAGAGCCAACAAGAAUUCUUCAGAAUGCUGGACGAAAAAAUCGAAAAGGGUCGAGAUUACUGUUCGGAGGAAGAGGACAUCACAUAGCACCCACCUGGCCCUCGGACGGGGCGCUACUACUGUGUAAAUAGGUGACACCCCAGUCGAAAUCUCUGCAAAGGUCGGUCCUCUUCGCCGGGAACACAGCGCUGUCGCAAAAGAAGAUUCGGUUCCAUAUCCGUACGCCCCACUCAAUUACAGUGUUUCCUAACGAACUCGCACAGGGAUAUUGCUAAAAACAAACACAACACAAC
Molecule: messenger RNA, 751 nt
Organism: Pipistrellus kuhlii (Kuhl's pipistrelle)
Lineage: Eukaryota; Metazoa; Chordata; Mammalia; Chiroptera; Vespertilionidae
Gene: CUNH1orf21
Product: chromosome unknown C1orf21 homolog
Exons: 6
Coding region: 126-545 (139 amino acids)
Source: RefSeq, a predicted model, not a curated record